Molecule: messenger RNA, 1041 nt
Organism: Colius striatus (speckled mousebird)
Lineage: Eukaryota; Metazoa; Chordata; Aves; Coliiformes; Coliidae
Gene: NKX2-4
Product: NK2 homeobox 4
Exons: 2
Coding region: 4-1041 (345 amino acids)
Biological process (GO): regulation of transcription by RNA polymerase II; cell differentiation
Cellular component (GO): nucleus
Molecular function (GO): DNA-binding transcription factor activity, RNA polymerase II-specific; RNA polymerase II cis-regulatory region sequence-specific DNA binding
Source: RefSeq, a predicted model, not a curated record
GCCAUGUCGCUGAGCCCCAAGCACACGACGCCCUUCUCGGUGACCGACAUCCUCAGCCCGAUGGAGGAGAGCUACAAGAAGUUCGGCGGCAUGGACGGGGCGGGCGGGCUGGGCGCGCCCCUCGGGCCCUACCGCCAGCCGCCGGUGCCCGCCGCCGCCGCCGUCCCGCAGCACGUCGUGGCGGGUCCCACAGGCACGGCCGCCUACCACAUGCCCCACGGCGUCUCCCAGUUCCCGCACGGCGCCGUCGGGGGCUACUGCAACGGCGGGCUGGGCAACAUGGGCGAGCUGCCCGCCUACCCCGAGGGGAUGAGGAGCGGCGCGGCGGCGGGAGGCGGCUGGUACGGGGCCGGCGGCGACCCCCGUUACUCCAGCAUCUCCAGGUUCAUGGGCCCGUCGGCGGGGAUGAACGUGGCCGGGAUGGGCGGCCUGAGCGGCAUCGCCGAGGGCGCCAAGGCCAUCGUGCCGCUCCACGCAGCCCCGCGGAGGAAGAGGAGGGUGCUCUUCUCCCAGGCGCAGGUCUACGAGCUGGAGCGGCGGUUCAAGCAGCAGAAGUACCUGUCGGCGCCGGAGCGGGAGCACCUGGCCAGUCUGAUCCACCUCACCCCCACGCAGGUCAAGAUCUGGUUCCAGAACCAUCGCUACAAGAUGAAGCGCCAGGCCAAGGACAAGGCGGCCGCCCAGCAGCUGCACCCCGACGGCGGCGGCGGCCUCUGCCAGCAGCACUCGCCCCGCCGCGUCGCCGUGCCCGUGCUGGUGAAGGACGGCAAGCCCUGCCCGCCGCCGGGCAGCGGCACCCCGGCCCCCGGGCAGCCCGCGCCCCCGCCCCCGGCCGCCUCCGCCGGGGCUCUGCCCGCCGCCGCCCCCGCCGCCCACCCGCACCCCGGCUCGCUGGGGCAGGCGGCCGACCUGGAGGAGCUCUCGCCCAGCCCGCCGGCGCUGCACGGCCAGGUGCCCUCCAUGGCUCCUAUGGACUCGGCCGGCGUCGAUUACCACGGCGGCAUGGUCAGCCCCAACCUGCUCUACGGCAGGACGUGGUAA